CUACCACGGCGUACAAGAUCCACCAGAGGUUGGUGGAUAUGUAAACAAUAAUAAAAAUUCACCAAAAAGGACUAUUUACAAAAUUUUAUAAAUAGAUUUAUUGUAAAUUUUUUUUUUAAUAGAAGAAAAGAAAAAUGUCUUGUAGUUAUGCCGAUGGUUUAUCUGCUUAUGACGAUAAAGGCGUUUUGGGUCUCCCAGAGCAAUUCGAUACUGCCAGUGAAGUAGAACAGAAAUGUAAAUUAUUAACGCAAUGGAUUUUGGAAUCUCGGCAUGUUGUUUUUCACACAGGUGCCGGUAUAAGCACAUCAGCUGGUAUUCCGGAUUUUAGGGGUCCGAAUGGGGUUUGGACACUGGAAAAGCAGGGCAUAAAACCGAGUAUUAACAUGUCAUUUGAUGAUGCGGUGCCUACUUCAACUCAUAUGGCCUUAAAAAAAUUGGUUGAAGAAGGAUAUGCAAAGUUUAUCGUUAGCCAAAAUAUUGACGGUUUACAUUUACGUUCAGGCUUAAAUCGGCAGAACAUUGCUGAGCUUCACGGAAACAUGUUCACUGAACAAUGUGCCACUUGUAAAAGGCAGUUUAUUAGAUGCUCGGCCACGACUAGUGUGGGACAGAAACAGCUGGGAACAACGUGCCCGGGAUCACAAGUAUCACGCCGUGGCUGUAGAGGCAAAAUGAUCGAUACAAUAUUAGAUUGGGAGGCCAGUUUACCAGAAGAUGAUUUAGUAAUGGCAGACUAUCACUCUUGUGUUGCUGACUUAAGUAUAGCCUUAGGGACUACCUUACAAAUUGUCCCUAGUGGAAAUCUUCCCACCUUUACGAAGAAAUAUGGAGGGCGUUUAGUUAUAAUCAAUUUACAGCCAACCAAACAUGAUAAAAAAGCCGAUCUCAUUAUACACAGUUAUGUAGAUGAAGUGUUAUUAAAGGUAAUGAAUUGUUUGCAACUAGAAAUACCGCAGUACAGUGAGGAUCUGGAUCCUACAAAGCGGAGAAACGAUGACAUUGUGGAGUGGAACUAUUUAAGAUUAAGUAUUAAUGAUAUGAAGAAUAUGUAUAAUGCUCACACUAAGAGAUUUAAAAAAAUUAAACUGGAAAGGAAACUUAAAAGGGAAAAUGAAGACGAAAUUAAAAAGGAGGAAAAGAAAUUUAAAGAAGAGGAUAGUGAUCAAAUAGUCACGCCUGAAGUUAUUGUUGUAGAGUAAUGAUGACAAUUUUAUGUUUUAUUAUAUUUUUUACAUCACUUUUAAUUUAAAAUAAAUUAAUUGAACCUUA
Photinus pyralis (common eastern firefly) is the source of this 1269-nucleotide messenger RNA. RefSeq names its product NAD-dependent protein deacetylase Sirt6. Gene Ontology annotation, molecular function: NAD+ binding. Lineage: Eukaryota; Metazoa; Arthropoda; Insecta; Coleoptera; Lampyridae. The record is from RefSeq and is a predicted model, not a curated record. Bases 135 to 1199 code for a protein of 354 amino acids. The transcript has 6 exons.